Messenger RNA from Rhizopus microsporus ATCC 52813, 3111 nucleotides. RefSeq names its product ARM repeat-containing protein. Bases 1 to 3111 code for a protein of 1036 amino acids. Gene Ontology annotation, biological process: protein import into nucleus. Gene Ontology annotation, cellular component: nuclear envelope; cytosol. The record is from RefSeq and is a predicted model, not a curated record. NCBI's taxonomy places the organism in Eukaryota, Fungi, Mucoromycota, Mucoromycetes, Mucorales, Rhizopodaceae. The transcript has 5 exons. Gene Ontology annotation, molecular function: small GTPase binding.
AUGGAUCAGAACACAGUCUAUCAGUUAUUCGUGGCAACAUACCACUCUGAUCCCAAUAUUCAUAAACAAGCAGAAAUAAACAUUAGAAAUAUUGAAGCAAAUAACGGAUUCUUACCGAUUGUCUUACAAAUCCUUGCUUCUGAAGAGUUGGAACUUGGCGCUCGACAAGCAGCUGCUAUUUACUUUAAAAAUCGUUUAAACAAGGCGUGGGACGGUCAACGCGAUUCUGCUGUUCCUAUUAAUGAUGACGACCGUAACAUGGUGAAACAGACUAUCCUUCAAGCCUUGGUUACUGCUCCUAAUCAAGUUCAAGUACAAUUGACUUCCACCUUGAACACUAUUUUAACUAAUGACUUUCCCGAUAAAUGGCCAAACUUUGUCAGCGAACUUGAAAAAUUCUUGACCUCUACUGAUGUCCGUUUAGUCUAUGUUGGUUUAUUAGCUUUACGUGAAGUAGUCAAGGUUUACCAAUGGAGAACCAGCGAACGUCGAGAGCCAUUUAGACAACUGGUCAAACUCACUUUCCCUGCUGUUCAAAAUAUUGCCUCCAGCUUGAUCACAUCAGAUAGUAUGGAAGCAGCAGAGAUGCUUAAAUUGGCUUUAAAGAUUUAUCACACUGGUAUUCAAACCGAGUUACCCAAGUGUCUUCAAGAUCCAUCUUCCCUUGUUCCUUGGGGUACUUUGUUCUUGCAGCUGAUUGAAAAGAAGAUUCCAAAUCAAGCCUUACCUGCUGAUGCUGAUGAACGCGAAAGAUAUCCUUGGUGGAAGACGAAGAAGUGGGCAUACCACUGCUUGAAUCGUUUAUUUUCUAAAUAUGGUAACCCUGCUACCAUGCCUCGUAGUUCACCCGAGUACAACAGCUUUGCCAAGAACUUCUCUGCCAAUUUUGCGCCCAACAUUCUUCAAGCCUAUUUGAACCAAAUCGAAUGCUGGAUCAAGAAGGAAAUUUGGAUUCCUAGCAAGUGCUUGGCUUUGACAUCUUGUUUCUUUGCUGACUGUGUUAAAAACAAGACAACCUGGCAAUUACUCAAACCACACGUGGAUACACUCGUAGCACACUUUAUCUUCCCUCAGCUCUGUUUCUCUGAUGAAGAUCAAGAGCUUUGGGACGAAGACCCUGUUGAGUUUGUACACAAGAAGGUAGACCCUCUCGAAGAUUUCCAUUCCCCUCAAACAAACGCCAUGAACUUCUUAAUCGACUUGGCUCGUGAUCGUAAAAAGCACACCUUUAUGGGUAUAUUGAACUUUGUCAAUGGUGUCUUGAACCGAUAUCUGGAAGCUCCUGAAGACCAAAAGAACCCAAGAGAAAAGGACGGUGCACUUUGCAUGAUUGGUGGCUUAUCCUAUCAGGUCCUCCAAAAGAACUCACCUGUAGCCAACAUGAUGGAACCUUUCUUUGUGACUCAUGUAUUUCCUGAAUUCAAGAGCAAGUACCCCUUCUUGAGAGCCCGUGCCUGUGACUUGACAAGACACUUUAGUGAUUUGGACUUUGCUAAUGAGCAAAACUUGGCUGCCUUGUAUCAAUAUGUGACAGACUGUAUUCGUGAUUCUGAAUUGGCUGUUCGUGUUCAAGCAUGUCUUGCUUUACAGCCUAUGAUCCGUCAUGAGAGUGUCCGUAACGCGAUGGCACCCAGUCUUCCAUUUAUUAUGCAAGAGUUAUUGAAUUUGACAAAUGAAAUCGAUAUUGAUACUUUGGCUAAUGUGAUGGAGGAGUUUGUAGAAGUGUUUGCAGAGCAAUUGACACCAUUUGCUGUUCAACUCUGUACACAACUUAGAGACACCUUCUUGCGUAUUAUGGAGGAUUUGAACCAAAACAAUGCACUCAACAGUGCAGAUGAUGAUGAAUUUGAUGGAGACAUUGAUGAAUUAAGCGACAAAACAAUGGCAGCCAUGGGUGUCUUGAAGACGAUUGGAACCCUCAUUCUCAGUCUGGAGAGCACACCAGAAAUCCUUCAACAGUUAGAAAAUGCGUUGUUACCUGUGAUCACAUAUACAUUAGAAAAGAAGAUCUUGGACUUGUAUGAUGAGAUAUUUGAAAUUAUUGAUUCAUGCACAUUCUCAAGCAAGAGAGUGACACCUACAAUGUGGGGAGUAUUUGAGCUGAUAUAUAGAGCAUUCAAGGAAGAUGGAGGAAUUGACUAUAUGGAAGUGAUGUUGCCACCUUUGGAUAACUAUAUCUCAUACGGACAAGAUGUAUUUAUACAGAAUGGACAAGUACAACAUAUGAUGUUUGAUAUCAUUGACACAGUGAUGAAGAGUGAUAGAACAGGAGAACAAGAUAGAAUUUGUGCAUGCAAGUUAAUGGAGUCUGUCCUGUUGAACUGCAGAGGUCAUGUUGAUAUGUCCAUUGGACAUUUCCUCAACUUAGCAUUCCAAUACAUCUUUACUGGAUCUAUGAAAACAACUGAAUUCAAGGUUCAUUGUAUUGAAGUUGUCAUCAACUGUUUGUACUAUAACCCUGUCAUUACGCUUAAUCUACUUGAAGAGAACAAUUGGACUCAAGGAUUCUUUACAUUAUGGUUUAACACACUAUCCAAGUUCUCAAGAGUUCACGAUAAGAAGCUUGUUAUUGUGACCAUAUCUACCUUAUUAGAAUUACCAAUGGACAUGAUACCAAACUCAUUACGUAUGGGCUGGUCUCAACUGUUGACAUGUAUCAUUAAUGUAUUCCAAUCACUACCAAAAGCGAUGGAAAACCGUGAGAACAUGGAAAAAUUAUAUGGCAACUUUGAUGACGACUUUGGAGCUGAAGAUUAUUUAAGUGGAAACGAAGAAGAAGAGCUUUUAGACGAAGAUGAUGAUGUACCAGACGAAGACAAUGAAUAUUUGGAAUAUUUAGCUUCUCAAGCACAAAACAGUCACAAUGAUUUUGAAGAUUUUGGCGGUGAAGAGGAAGACGAGCUGGAAGAAGAGAUAUUAUUUGAAUCACCAUUGGAUGAAAUUGACCCAUAUAUCAGAUUUGAACAAGUCUUUAGAAACAUGCAGCAAAAUAAUACUCCUUCUUAUACCCUCUUAACGAAAGAUUUAACUGCUGAACAACAAAAUCAAAUCAUGUCUAUCUUGUCUAUAGCGGAACAACAUCGUACAGCUGCUCCUGCUCCUACUGCUUAA